Zonotrichia leucophrys gambelii is the source of this 3525-nucleotide messenger RNA. RefSeq names its product sodium/hydrogen exchanger 2-like. Gene Ontology annotation, cellular component: plasma membrane. Gene Ontology annotation, molecular function: potassium:proton antiporter activity; sodium:proton antiporter activity. Gene Ontology annotation, biological process: sodium ion import across plasma membrane; regulation of intracellular pH; potassium ion transmembrane transport. Lineage: Eukaryota; Metazoa; Chordata; Aves; Passeriformes; Passerellidae. The record is from RefSeq and is a predicted model, not a curated record. The coding region runs from base 829 to 2979 and encodes 716 amino acids. The transcript is spliced from 13 exons.
UAGGUCUUUUCCAGCCUUAAUGAUUUUAUAAGGCAGCUUUCUUUGAAAAAUGGAGCAUAUUUUAAAAUUAUCCUCCCUGCUGACCUUCCUGAAAUUCUGUCCCAGCUCUGCUGGGUUUUUUUCUGAUUCCAUCAUUAAAUAAAUAUAGAUUCUACACACAAAAGCAGUUUCCAGGAUGCUGUUGGACUGCAAGGCUUUUCCCCCCUCCAAGAUGCAAACUUGGCUUAAGGAAAGUGUAGGAAGCUUUAAGCAAUUGUGGAGCCUUAUUUGUCCCACACAGGUGCCCUCUGUUCCUGCAGCUCUGUAUUUAGCCCAACAAACUGGGUGAUUUGCUUGUUUCACCAAAUGAAAACUGAUUUCCAGUGAUGUUUGUGUUGUGUUCUUUGUGUGGGCACUGCAGACAUCCAGGGAAGCCCCCUGUGUGAUGGAGCUGUUUCAGGAUGGGGAUUUUUAUGGUAUGUGGGUCUGUUCUAACAGCAGUGAAGAUUAUUUUUUUUCCCCUCCAAGAGUGGUUUAUGAGGGACUGGGAGCCAAAACACAUCAAGAGCUGGGAGUAAAACGUGAGUUGUGCCAUUGGUCUGAGGGCACACGAGGCAUUUCCUCAACGAAGCAUCCACAGGAGGAGCCCCUAUUUGGGCUCGUGGCACCAAAAAGCACCACUCUGCAGUGGGAUCUCCCAGCUGGAAGCUGAUGGACCAGGGAGGGAAACCAGCCUGAGGUGGAACAUUUGCUCCUCCCUUUGCAUCCUCCCCCACGAGCUCUGGUGCUUCAAACAGCGCUUCCAACCGCUGACCCACCAGAGCAGGAGCAGCUGCGGCUUCCAGGGCCAUGGAGAGCCAGGGGUGCAGAGCUGCAGCUGUCCUGGCUGGCUCCUGGCUCUCCUGCAUGGUGGGAGCCCUGGAGGACGUGGGGCUGGAGAACGUCAGCUGGGCUGCCGAGGACGCGCCGGGCAACGAAUCCUCGGAGCACGCCUUCUUCUCUCUGGAUUAUCAGCACGUCCAGGUGCCCUUUGAAAUCACCCUCUGGAUCAUGCUGGCAUCCCUGGCCAAAAUAGGGUUCCAUCUCUACAACAAGCUGCCCUCCGUCGUUCCCGAGAGCUGUUUGCUGAUCUUUGUGGGGCUCAUCAUGGGGGGAAUCAUCUAUGGGUUAAACGACAGAUCCCCACCAGUGAUGGACAGCGACAUCUUUUUCCUCUACCUCCUGCCCCCCAUCGUGCUGGACGCCGGCUACUUCAUGCCCAGCCGCCCCUUUUUCGAGAACAUCGGCACCAUCCUGCUCUACGCCGUGGUGGGCACCAUCUGGAACGUGUUUGGGAUCGGCUUUUCCCUGUAUGGCAUCUGCCAGGUGAAAUCCUUCCGGCUGCAGGACGUGUCCCUGCUGCACAACCUCCUGUUCGGCAGCCUCAUCGCCGCCGUGGACCCCGUGGCCGUGCUGGCUGUCUUUGAGGAGAUCCACGUCAACGAGAAGCUGCACAUCCUGGUUUUUGGGGAAUCGCUCCUCAAUGAUGCCGUGACCGUGGUGCUCUACAAACUCUUUCGCUCUUUCUGUGAAAUGCCCACCAUCAAAAGCGUGGAUGUUUUUGCUGGAAUUGGAAAAUUCUUCGUGGUUGGGCUGGGAGGAGUUUUAGUGGGGCUGAGUUUUGGGUUCACUGCUGCCUUCACCACGCGUUUCACCAAGGACAUCCGUGUCAUCGAGCCCCUCUUUGUGUUCCUGUACAGCUACCUGUCCUACCUCACUGCAGAGAUGUUCCACCUCUCCGGCAUCGUGGCCAUCAUUUCCUGUGCCAUGGGCAUGAAGCGUUACGUGGAGGCCAACAUCUCCCUCAAGUCCCACACCACAGUCAAGUACUUCAUGAAGAUGUGGAGCAGUGUGAGCGACACCCUCAUCUUCAUCUUCCUCGGAGUUUCCACCAUUGGAGAAAACCACGAGUGGAACUGGCCCUACAUUUGCUUCACGGUCAUUUUCUGCCUCGUUUGGAGGGCUCUCGGGGUUCUUGUGCUGACUUUCUUUGUGAACAGAUUUCACGUGAACACCAUCACCAGUAAGGACCAGUUCAUCAUUGCCUACGGGGGGCUCCGAGGGGCCAUUUGCUUCUCGCUGGUUUUCCUGCUGCCCGACUUCCACAGGAAAAAGCUCUUCAUUGCAGCAACAACUGUUGUCAUCCUCUUCACCGUGUUCGUGCAGGGAAUGACCAUUCGCCCCCUCGUUGACCUGUUGGCUGUCAAGAGGAAAAGGGAGAGUGCUCCCACUGUGGGCGAGCAGAUCCACAUCAGGUUCCUGGAUCACUUGCUGGCUGGCAUUGAAGAUAUAUCUGGACACUGGGGACAGUAUUACUGGAAAGACAAGCUGGAGUAUUUCAACAGCAAAUACCUGCAGAAGAUCCUGCUCAGGGAGUACGACCAGCCCAAGUCCAGCAUCGUGCUGCUCUACGAGAAGCUGGAGCGCAAGCACGCCAUGGAGCUGGCCCAGGCUGGGCAGCUGGGCCACGGCCUGGCCCACCCCUCCUUCCUCAGCAGCGACAGGACUGUCAUAACAGACCAAAAACUGGAGGACACUCCAAAUCCUGAUGUCCUGGACAACAUGCAGGAAAUAUUGGCCAGGAACCUGUAUCGGAUCAGGAGGACGGGCCCGGCGUACAACAGGCACACCCUGCCCGGGGACAGCGAGCCCGCGGAGCGCGCCAAGGAGCUCCUGAUCCUGCGGCACAAGAACCUGCUGGUGGAGCUGGGCGGGAGCGACACCUGCAGCAGCUCCAGGAAGGAGUCGCAGAAGGAGGACUCGUGCUCGGCGCAGGGCGAGCCCAGCCCGCAGCCCAAGCUCUGCCGCUCCCUCACCGUGGGGAACACGGAGAAGGUCCGGGAGGGGAAGGAGAGCCGGUCCAAGUCCGUGUGUGCCAUCCCACCGCGCCAGCCCGGCACGGGGCUGAAGGAGCUGACUCUGGAGAUGUACAAACACAAGGGAUGCUCUGGCUCCCCAUGAGGGCUCUGACUCCUUCAGGGAGGGCUGCUGGAUGUGUAGAUAAUGUAAAUAAGAUGCACAUUGGAAAGGACAGCGUGGACAGGGUGGAAUAUCCAGAGUGGUUUGCAUGGAAAGUCACUCUUAUUGCCCAGUGUUGGGUUUUCUGUGGGAACUGAGGAAAAAGAUGCCCAGCAAUGCCAGGGGACAUUUCUAAGGAAUUUCUAGGAAAAAUUAGCCUGUUCAGUCCAGAAAAAUUUCUGAAACUGCCUACUACUGCAAGAAGGAUGUUUUAAUAAGGUGAGAUAUGGGAUCUUCUCAUUAGUUUUCAGGGGUAGGCUAAACAGCAGGGAGCAUUUGGAUUAUAGGCUGGGAAAAACUUGAUAAUCUCAAAGGUUUUAUUAGGGGUGGAGGAAAGAACAGAAACAGCAACAGAUUUCUACUUCUCCUCAGGAAUUGAUGGACCCUGAGUGUAAACAUUAAUCUCAUGAAGUCCAAAGUCAAAUGACAUGGUUCAGUAAGGGGCUGUGUCUUACCUGAGGGAUUGUCCCACACCCAGCCACAAUUCUG